AUGAAAUAAAUUAUCAUUUUAGCUUUAUUACUAAUCUUGGUUCUUGGAGAUUAACAUGACUUAAAACACAAACCAUGUAAGCAUAUGAUAGGACAUAGUAAAUAACUUAAUCUACUCUAGUAAUUAAAUGGAUUUUGAUUUCUCUUAUUGCAAUCGGGGCUUUUUUGGUAAUUAGAAAAAUAGGAAGAAAAAGACGACAUAUCAAAAAAAUUAAAAAGUAGUAGAAAUAGAAUUAACUGUCAGAAACAGUAGUUUAUGGUGAACCAGUCAAUGAUAACAUUCCAUAACCAUAAUUUUAUGCCUUACCAAUAGAUAAUAUAAACAAUUCAAAAAUUGGUUAAAUUAAUAAAAAUACUAGUAAUAAGCUUUGUUACAAUAAUAAUAAUAAUAAUAAUAAUAAUAAUAAUAAUAAUAAUAAUAAUAAUAAUAAUAAUAAUAAUAAUAAUCGUCUACCUAAAACAAUCAUUUUCUUUAACAACCUGUUGCUGGAUAUCCAAUUAAUCAGUAUUACACUCAAUAAGUACCUUAUCCAUAGAUAACUAAUAAAAGUCAUGUAGAGAUUCAACUACCCGAUAUCAGGGUUCCAUAAUGA
This is a messenger RNA of Paramecium sonneborni, 592 nucleotides long. The record is from the annotation of a GenBank genome assembly. Lineage: Eukaryota; Ciliophora; Oligohymenophorea; Peniculida; Parameciidae.